Messenger RNA from Laetiporus sulphureus 93-53, 2306 nucleotides. RefSeq names its product carnitine acetyl transferase. The coding region runs from base 129 to 2138 and encodes 669 amino acids. NCBI's taxonomy places the organism in Eukaryota, Fungi, Basidiomycota, Agaricomycetes, Polyporales, Laetiporaceae. The record is from RefSeq and is a predicted model, not a curated record. The transcript has 8 exons. Gene Ontology annotation, molecular function: acyltransferase activity.
GCCAAGGGCAAGGACGCUCGGAAAGGGACCAUGCCCGACUCCCGGUCCCCUCCUCCUCCCUCCCUCUCCCGUCCAUCUGGGGUAGGCUAUAAGUUCCCCGCACUCUCCGUGUUCUACCCCGCAUCCUCAUGCUCAUCACUCGCCUCCCUCGAUCCGUGGUCGUCGCUCCAGCGCAUCCCCGCAUCCUCGCCAGCGCACGUACCAUGGCGUCCAGUGCCCGACCGACGCGCCUUCGCCCGCACAACUGGAAGGAGCUCGCUCCCGCACCGCUCCCGGGACUCACCUUUGCAGCCCAGGCGAACCUGCCCCGUCUGCCGGUGCCGACGCUUGACGAGACGCUGGUGAAGCUGAAGGAGAGCCUGCGUCCGAUCGCAUAUAAUGAGCAGGAGUACGCUGCGGCUGUCAGGAAGAUCGACGAGUUUGCUGCAGGGCCUGCGAGGGAGCUGCAGAAAAGGCUGGAGGCGAGACGUGCAUCGACGGUGCACUGGCUCGAGGAGUGGUGGGACGACGGCGGAUAUCUGACGUAUCGUGACUCGGUCGCUAUAAACGUCUCCUACUACUAUGGCUUCAGAGAACAUCCGUCGCACCUUCCUCAGACUCCAGCACACCGUGCUGCCUCACUUGUGCGUAGCGCCAUGCUCUUCCGAGAGCAGUUCAAGCUGGGGCAACUCCCGCCUGAAGCGACCAAAGAGGGUCCAAUCUGCGUGGACACGUACAGGUGGAUGUUCGACUGCUGCCGCGUGCCCGGAAAGCCCGCGGACUGGAGCGUGAGCUACGCCCGCGAAGGGGAUCGCGGGGACUCUGGCCAUGUCGUCGUCCUCCGGCGUGGCCGAGUUUGGAAGCUUGAACCAUGGAAGGACGGGCGGUUGCUUAGCGUAGACGAACUGCUCAAACAGAUCGAGCAUAUCUACGAGAACACCAAACAGGAGUACCCUGCAGUAGGACUUCUGACGGCUCACGACCGCGACUUCUGGACCGAGCAAUACGACGCGCUCGCCGCAGACCCACACAACGAGUCCAUCCUGCGCACCAUCCAUUCCUCCGCGUUCGUCCUCUGCCUCGACACGGAGGGCGCACCAGACUUCAUCGCGCACAGCCGGCUGCUCUGGCACGGCGCCGUCACCGUGCCCGCCGAUGGAGUCCCUAUGGCUGAGAACCUCGGCAUGCGCAAUAGGUGGAUGGACAAGCCGCUGCAGUUUGUCGUCGCGGAUGACGGUAAGGCGGGCUUUGUCGGCGAGCACUCUAUCAUGGACGGCACGCCGACCGUCGCGCUGUGCGACCGCGUGCUGGACACGAUCGCCGCGCCCGAGUUCGCAUCCUCCGCAUCCGCGCUCCCGUCCGUUACGUCACCUCCCGCGACGCCCACGCCGCUGGACUGGCACAUCUCUGCGGAGACGCGGAGGGGGAUCAUCUACGCGGCUGGGUAUGUGUUCGGGCUGAUCGCGACACAGAACAUGGACUGCGUGCGCACGGCGUACGGCAAGCGGCAGAUCAAGGAAUUCGGCGUGUCGCCCGACUCGUGGGCGCAGAUGCUCGUGCAGCUCGCGUAUGCGCGGUUGCUGCGCGCGCGGGGCGAGAAGCGGAGGGGCGGGACGUACGAGGCGGCGUCGACGCGGAGGUUCUUUAAGGGCCGGACGGAGGCGAUCAGGGUCGUGUCGCGUGAGGGGGAUGAGUGGGUUGAGAGUAUGGAUGAUAAGAGGGUGGGUGUGAAGGAGAGGGGGGAGCUGUUUGGGAGGGCGGUGGAGGUGCAUGGGCAGGUGGCGAGGAUGGCUGGGAAGGGCUUGGGGGUUGAUCGUCAUUUGCUCGGUUUGAAGAAGGCGGUUAGGGAAGGCGAGGCUGUCCCGGCUUUGUUUAGCGAUCCGGUUGUUGCGCGCUCGAGUUAUUGGGUGCUGAGCACGUCUGCGAUUUUCUCGAAGCAUUUUGGCCCGUAUGGAUGGGGAGAAGUCGUCCCGGACGGUUUCGGCGUUGCGUACAUGACGGGCUUUGACGAUUAUCUGCAGUACACGAUCACUUCACAAGUGGAGAUGCCGAACGAGGAGUUUUGUGAGGAGCUGAAGCGCGCGGCGCAGGAUAUGUUUGAUUUGCACGCGGUGUUGGCGAAGGAGAAGGCGGCGGAGCCGGUGAAGGCGAAGUUGUGAUUAAGGGCGUAUUAUAUAUAUGUGUGUGUACUGGAUACCUCAUGGGAUACCACCGAGCUCCUGGUGUAGUUGAUGCUUUACAUUACUGGGUUGAAUGCCGUGAAUCCCGAGUAUUAGUGUCGAUAGGGAUUUGCAGAGGGGGUUUCGUCGAAAAACUGAGCAACUCAC